AUGGGCUGCUAUAUAAGGCUCAGUUGAUGUAUUUCCUCCACCACCUACAGGCUGACACCAAGCCCCAAAACUUGGGCUGCACCGACCUGGCGCAUGAAUUCCAGUUCCAUAUCCAAGGGUCACAAAAGUUUGAAUUUCGUUAAAAGUAACCCAAUACUUGAUUUUAUGACCAAAAGUUCUGAAGCAGAAAUCAGCGAAAUCAUUGAAUUUGUUGGGCAUAUCUGGAUCAAGCCAUCCACUUGUGUUUGUGAGAGUAUUGAAGAUUUGAGGCAAAUCCCAAUGAUAAAGAGUUACCCAAGGCUCAAUGCCAGCAUUUAG
Blepharisma stoltei is the source of this 318-nucleotide messenger RNA. NCBI's taxonomy places the organism in Eukaryota, Ciliophora, Heterotrichea, Heterotrichida, Blepharismidae. The record is from the annotation of a GenBank genome assembly.